Molecule: messenger RNA, 2583 nt
Organism: Bacillus rossius redtenbacheri
Lineage: Eukaryota; Metazoa; Arthropoda; Insecta; Phasmatodea; Bacillidae
Product: lipase 3-like
Exons: 9
Coding region: 195-1412 (405 amino acids)
Biological process (GO): lipid metabolic process
Molecular function (GO): hydrolase activity, acting on ester bonds
Source: RefSeq, a predicted model, not a curated record
CGCCACGCAACGCAUUGCGUCUCCUGACUCCAGCCAGGCAACCAGAAGCACAGCGGCCGCAGUGAGUACCACCAGCUUCUGUACACGUGUAAGCCUGUGGUGGGCUGAGCCUCCAAGCCACUGCAGACCAGCCCGGACCUAGGAGAUUCUAAUCAUGAUGUCACGGGACUGGUAGACAGGCGAAUGCGAAUGUUAUGCCCACCCUGGCAGCCAGUGUUGCCAGCUCUGUGAUGAUGAUUCCUGGCACUGUUGCCACGUGUCUGCUAGUGUGGUGGAUGUGCGUGUUCGCCACGCCUGACCUCUUCCUAGACACUGAGCAGUUGGUGCAAGCGGAUGGUUAUACCUCGCAGACACACCACGUAGUGACAGAAGAUGGCUACGAGCUGACACUACACCGCUUACUGCCCCACCAGGGCCAUAGGUCCCGUGCCCUGCCAGUACUGAUGCAGCAUGGCAUCUUCCACAGCUCGGCAGAUUUCGUGGUCCCUGGCCCAGGACAUGCACUUGGCUAUGCGCUGAGCGAUGCUGGCUACGACGUAUGGCUCGCCAACAGCCGUGGCAACUUCUACUCACGGCGCCACCUGAGCCUAGCCACGAACACGCCUCAAUACUGGAACUUCAGCUGGCACCAGAUGGGCCAGUACGACUUGCCAGCUGUAAUCGACUUCAUCCUCAACGAGACUCGCAGCGAAGCCCUGUUCUACGUGGGGCACUCCAUGGGGGCCGCCGUGUUCUUCGCGAUGCUGCACCUGCGACCGGAAUACAAUAGGAAGAUACGAGUGAUGUUUGGACUUGCGCCUGCUUCCUACAUGCACCACGGCAAGAGUCCCGUCACCAUUCCCAUCUUCAAAUCCAUGCACAUCAACAAGAUACUUCUGGACCGACUAGGAGUGGGGGAGAUCCUACCUAGGGACUCGCCGUGGCACCAGCUGGUCAGUUCAGCAUGUGGUCCGAACAGAGUGCUGAUGCAGCCAGUGUGCAUGCGUGUGCUAGGCCACAUCAGCGGCUACAACUUGGCCAACCUCAACAAGACGAGACUAGACAUCAACUUGAGCCAUUUCCCAGCUGGCAGCUCUCGCAAUACUGCUGCUCAUUUUGGACAAAACAUCAUUUCAGGAAAGUUCCUGCAGUUCGACUAUGGCAGGGAGGGCAACCUAGUCCAGUACGGGCAGGAAAAGCCUCUUCCCUACGACCUUGGCAAGGUCACUGCACCUGUGAGCCUCUACUGCGGCACGGGCGACUUGGUGAUCGACUGCCAGGAUGUAGAAAGGCUGUUCCAUGAACUGACACAGUGCAGAGACAAGAACCUGACACAUCUUCAGCGAUACUCUCAUCUGGAUUUCCUCUGGGGCAUUGAUGCAAUGCCACGCCUGUAUUCACCUAUCAUCCAUAUCAUGGACCAAUACAGCUGAACCAAUUAGUUGGCUUCUUUGUAGAGCUUCAGCCUGACACAGUGCAGAUACAAGAACCUGUCUUCAGCGUUACUUGACCUGGACUUCCUUGGAGUAUGGAUGCCAAGACUCAUCUGUAUGAAACUAUCAUCAUUACCAUGGACUAGUACAGAUGAACCACUCAGUCUGCUUCUCUGUUGCACUUUAGGCUGAUAUAGUGGCAGAAGAACCUGACUUGUAUUGAGCGAUACUUGACCUGGACUUCCUUAGAGCAUGGUUGCCAAGACUCGCUUGUAUGAACCUAUUAUCACUACCAGGGGCGCAACAACAGGGGGGGGGGGGCAAGGGUAUUUUGCCACCCUCUGAAACCAUGAAGUGGGGGCAAACGGGGGCAAAGAAAGUUCUGUGUAAUCAAUUUUUAGACAAUAAAACUGCUUAAAUAGCACUAUUUUCCACCUUGAAAUACAAAUUUUCCCGGGGGAGGACCCCCAGCCACCCCGCUUCAAUAGGGGGAUCGAUGUUUCUUUAUCAAAAGGUAUAUUGCCCCCCCCCCCUUGGAAAUUUAGUUGUUGCGCCCCUGAUCACUACCAUGGACUGUACAGAUGAACCACUCAGUUUGCUUCUUUGUUGUGGUUCAGGUUAAUAGAGUGCCCGAAGUACCUGCCACAUUAGGCAAUUUUCUCACUUGGAAUCUCUCAGAGACCUGUCUGUAUGAACCUAUGUUGGAAUUGACACUUUUUUUAAAUCAAUUUAAAUAUAUUGUGCAGUUUUUAUAGCUUUUUUUUUAAUUUAAAGAGCCUAAUGUUUUGUCAUGUCCACCAGUUUGGCCUCGGCUGGUAUGAUAGCACAAGCCCCAAGUGCGCCACCCCUCCUACACAAUCUAUGGGGAGGAAAGUUAGUUCGCCACCCGCCCCUAGAUGGCAGACAAAGGGGAAUGUAAAUUAAGGUAACUUUGUCUACCUGCCCAACCUAAUUCAGGACAAAGAUGUAAAUACCCAGUGUCGUAACAAGAGGCCUGUUAAUUAAACAAAUGAAUGUAAAUAGUAUUGUAAUUCGAAUAUGUAUGCACAGGAAGGGUACAGAUGUGCCCUCCCUGAUGAAUAUGUACAUCCAUUGUAUAUUUACUCUUGCUGAGCUAAGCCAGGCAGAAAGCUCUUCCUAGAAAUUCUGGGCAAAUAAAAUUGUCAGAAUA